GUAUAUAAAAAACAAAUGAAACGCGCGUUGUGUUUGUGACGUUAAUGAAAUUCUUUAAGAAUUAGUAUAAUGUAGUAGAAAGAAAUCUAACACCGAUUUAACACUAUUAUGAUAUUUGAUAUCAUCUGGGUAAUUUAAACAACACACUGUUGUUAUGAAGUCAAAGUUGUCUUAUAAAAUUAUUUGAUAAAAACGUGGCAGUGUCAGCAAACAAGGGAAAAUUUUAAAGCUUUUUUAAAACUUUAAUCAUAUUGUUGUUACGCUAUUCGUUCUAUAAAAUGGUAAAACUAAUCGCCAUCAAUUAAGCAACAAGUGAACAUCAAAAAAAUAUAGUUAUACCUACUUCCAAAUUUUGUGCGUAGCGCGUAAGGUUCGUUUUGUGUAAAAAUUGAUUUUUCAUUUUCAAUAAACGCGUAUAUAAAAUACAAAUUGCUUUAAACAAAUUAUACCAUUUUUAAAUAUUCAUAAUUAAUUGCUUUCGUUUUUAAUAAAGUAAUUAAAAGUAGAAUGAGUAUUGACGCACUCAGCAAUGAGUGGGACGAGCUUGGCAAGGAGUUCGUGGAGCUUGAGAACUGCAAUCGUAAAUAUAUUGAGUUAUUGGAACAAUUAUAUAGUCAUCAACAGAAAUGCUUUAAUGAAAUUAAACAUCAACGUUAUCGAAUAAACCAAAUAAAUGCAUCUUUGAAACAAUUCAAAAAACCUGAAGAAAAAGAAAAAGUUUCCGAACUUCAAAAAAAUACAUUAAAGAGGAAAGCUCAGCUAUAUGAAAUAGAGCAAUCUCUUCCUGCAAAAUCUGGACUUUAUUUAAGAAUUAUUCUUGGUGAUGUUAAUGUAUCUAUUCUAAACAGAAAUGACAAAGUACGCUAUAAAGAUGACUACGAAAAGUUUAAACUAAUACUCAACGUAAUAGGACUGUUGAUGGCAUUCCUUAAUUUAAUAUUUAACUACAGGUAAGAUAAAUCUAUAUCAUUG
Messenger RNA from Teleopsis dalmanni, 972 nucleotides. Its product is annotated as transmembrane protein 120 homolog. Gene Ontology annotation, cellular component: membrane. The transcript is spliced from 4 exons. NCBI's taxonomy places the organism in Eukaryota, Metazoa, Arthropoda, Insecta, Diptera, Diopsidae. The coding region runs from base 508 to 954 and encodes 148 amino acids. The record is from RefSeq and is a predicted model, not a curated record.